UUCCCGGCCAGCGGGCAGGCUGCGGCGGGCAUGGCAGAGGCACAGCCGGGGCCGACGGGGCUGCAGCUCAGCGCGCUGCCCGACGACUCGCCGCUGCUGCAGCCCAGCCUGGCCGAGCUGCGGCGCCGGGCCGAGAAGGCCGAGCUGGGGCCCGGGCCGGGGCCGCUGCAGCUCACCGACUCCUUCCUGCUGCGGUUCCUGCGCGCCCGGGACUUCGACUUGGACCUGGCCUGGCGGUUGCUAAAAAACUAUUUUAAGUGGAGAUCUGAAUGUCCAGAAAUAAGUGCAGAUCUACACCCUAGAAGUAUUCUUGGUCUUCUAAAGGCAGGUUACCUUGGAGUCCUGAGAGCCAGAGAUCCAACUGGAAGCAAAGUUCUUAUUUACAGAAUUGCAUACUGGGAUCCAAAGGUUUUCACAGCUUAUGAUGUAUUUCGUGUAAGCCUAAUUACAUCCGAGCUUAUUGUACAGGAAAUUGAAACACAACGAAAUGGUAUCAAGGCUGUCUUUGACUUGGAAGGUUGGCAAUUUUCUCAUGCUCUUCAAAUUAGCCCAUCUGUAGCCAAGAAGAUUGCUGCUGUUCUUACAGAUUCCUUCCCAUUAAAAGUUCGUGGUAUUCAUUUGAUAAAUGAGCCUGUGAUUUUCCAUGCUGUCUUUUCAAUGAUCAAACCAUUCCUAACUGAAAAAAUUAAGGACCGGAUUCAUAUGCAUGGAAACAAUUACAAAGAGAGUUUACUCCAGCAUUUCCCAGAUAUUCUUCCUCUGGAAUAUGGUGGUGAAGAGUUUUCCAUGGAGGACAUUUGUCAGGAGUGGACAAAUUUUAUAAUGAAGUCUGAAAAUUAUCUCAGCAGUAUUUCCCAGGCUAUUCAAUGAGAUUCUAUUUAAUGUGAUUGGCUUUCUAAUUUAAAAUAUAUGAGUGAGAUCCAAUCUGGCUACAUGAAUGAUACAAAAAGAAUCUUUUAAGUUAAUUAAUCAAGGGCUAUAAGAUUGAUGUUUAAAAAGGUAAACAUCUGCACAGCAGAGAUGGCUUAAGAGUUUCACACUUGGAAGGCAGAAAGAUGGCAAUCUGCGGUUCAAUUCCUGUGGCAGUACCUGGUCUGGGAGAACCACCUGGAGGACUGGAGCACAGAGUCCACCCUGGUAUACAAGCACUGCUGAGUGUGGACCCCCCAAUGCCCCUCCCCCACAAAGAAAUCAAAAUGCAAAAAUCUUAUGGAAUGAGGAAUCUGGGUAUUGGGGGAUACAACGUUUAAAAGGUAUUUUCUUUGACUUUGAAGUAACUAAAUGUUGGUGCAUUUAUUUUAAAAGAUGAGUUAGUGCACCGUAGAAAAGAUUCCUGACAUUGGCACUUGAAAGUUAUUUCAAAAGAAGCUUACUCAUCUGUUUUAUGUUUUUUAAAGUUUCAUUUUAAACAAGUUCUUGAUUAUAUUGGCUUAGCAAUCAACUUAUAAACAGUCUACUGAAAAGAAAUAUUAGCACAGUCAACUGAUGGUACAAAUCUGUUAACACUCAUUUUGGGUGAGAUCAUAUUAGAUUAUUAUUUUGAUGAAAACCUCAAUAUAGUCUUACAGACUACUUCUAUGUGUCAGGAAGGUAGUUAAUCUCAGGGGAAUUCUUUUAGCACACUUGUAUAAUAGAAGUUUUGAUGGAAAAAUCUAUGUCAUAAGCUAAAGUAUUAGAACAUUUGGGUCUCUGAAUUAUUUGUGGUGAUACAAUAUAUAAUCAAAAAUAAUUUAGACAGAAUUUCAGGUAAAUUGAUGGCCUCAAUACUUUUUGCACUUUCAAAUAAAUAAAAUAUAUCAUUUUGAAUUCUGUUCUUGUUUACUUUUAUAUAAACUACAUAGAGAUGUAGAGAUGAAAUAUUAUUUGGUUGUCAUAAAUAUAGACACAAAAAUUAAACAAUAAUACAACUACACAGGAAAGGGAAAUGCCUAAAUUUUUAAAAUAGUUUAAAAACUCAAUUAUGUCUGGAGCCUUAGAUUUGUGCAUGUCAAAAUAUUUAAGAAAAGGCUACAAUUCAUAUUCCAUUUUGAGAUAAGUAGUUAGAAGGGGCUGGAAAGAGAAUCCAGUGGGUAGUAUGUUUGUCUUGCACAUGGCUGACACUAGCUUAAUCCCCAACCUUGAAUGUGAUUCUCCAAAUACCACCAGAAGUGAACCCUGAACACAGACACAGAGCCAGGAGUAACCUUAACUACAGCUGCCCAUGGGCCCCAGUCCCCACAAAUACACCUUUUAAAAAUAAAGCAGUUUAAAAUCUCUGUUUGGGGCUGGAGCAACAGCACAGCGAGUAGGGAGUUUGUCUUGCACGUGGCCGACCCAGGUUCAAUUCCCAGCAUCCCAUAUGGUCCCCCGAGUACCGCCAGGAGUAAUUCCUGAGUGAAUGACCCUGGAAUAACUCCUGUGCAUUGCCGGGUGUGACCAAAAAAGAAAAAAAAUUCUGUUUGUGAGUAAUUUUUGUCAAAGAAUAUUUCAUUUGUUGAGGAUGAAAUAAAUCGGUCAGUAAAUCUUCAAAUUUUUCUUAUUAUUAUUUUGCAAUUUGAGCCUUUUCUUUCUUUCAUGCUAAGGAUCAAACCCAAAGCCUCUUGGGUAUGAAGAAUGUAUUGUACUUCUGAGGCAUGUCCCCAGCCCUAGUAUGCUAUAUAUUUAAAAAUUUUAUUUUAAACUUAAAAUUCAAAGAACACAGGGUAAAAAUUUUGUUAAGUAUUUGUUCAGCAGAGAUAGAUUUCAAUGUUAUUGUACAAUGAUAUUUUUUAAAAGGUUAUAUGAAGAGUGUUUUCUUUAUAAGAAAAUUAUUCUAAUAAGAUGAACUAAUUGGUAUUUAUGAUUCUUUUUAAUGUAUAACUAUGAUAAAUUGAGAGUAAUGGAAUAUUCUUAGAAUGCUGAUUUUAACUUUCGGAAACUGACUACAACUGGAAACUUCUUUCAUGCUGUUUAUAAUAUAUAUUAAGAACUUCUUUACAAUACUGUAGCACUGUAGCACUGUCCUCUGGUUGUUCAUCGAUUUGCUCUAGCGGGCACCAGUAAUGUCUCCAUUGUGAGACUUGUUUAUGGCAUAUUGAAUACGCCAUGGGGAGCUUCCCAGGCUCUGCUGUGCAGAUGGGAUACUCUCGGUAGCUUGCCAGGCUUUCUGAGAGGAACUGAACCCGGGUUGGCCUAUACUAUACAACUUAAAAUUGUAUGUUAAAGAGGGUAGAAGAGAGAGAGAGAGUUCCAUGGGUAACGCCCUUGCCUUGCAAGUGACUGACCCAGGUUCAAUUUCCUGGAGUCAGUAUGGUUCCCUAAGCCCACCAAUAAUGAGUUCUGAGCACAGAGCCAGAAGUAAGCCCUGAGCACAGCCAGGUGUGCCCCAACACCACCCAAAAAAACUCAAGCAAACAAAAUAAAAUUGCACAUUCUAAAUAACAGGUGGGGCCUGAGCACCAUUGUACAAUGGGUAGGACAUUUGCCUUUUAUGCGGUCGACCCAUCACUGGCACCACCCUUAUGGUUCCCCAUGCCUGCCAGUAGUGAUCCCUGAGUCCAAAGACAGCUUUGAGUUCUGUUGGGUGUGGCCCCAAACCAAUUAAAAAAAAUUCCUCUAUUUCCUAAAAAAAGAAAAUAACAAUGAUGUGGUUGGGGGGGGUGUAGGUUGAAAAGAUUCAGUGGAUUGUGCUGGAGGGAAAUUGACACUCCAGUGGUGGAUAAAGUAUGGUAAUAUUGUGACCCUAUGACACAAAAAAUUUUAUACUGUUGUAAACCCAUGCUACCACAAUAAAAAUUUAAAAUAUAACAGUACGGAAUACAUUAAUGAAAAAAUUAGUAGCAAUAACAAAAAGCAUUGGUUUACCCAACUUUUUUUCUUUAGAAGAAAGUUCUACUUCACUUACAUUUUAGUACUUCAAAAUACUUUAUGUCUAAAGGAAUUUUGGUACAUGAAAUUAUUUUAAGAUGUCUUUUAAGUGUGAUUCACUAUUCAUGCUGCUAAUACUAAAUAUAAUUAAAAUAAACAAAUAAAAAUACAUUCUUGAUUAGGACUGAAAAUUUUCUGAAAUACAUUUAAAGACCAAUGUGAAAGGGGUAGGCAAAAUAAAUAACUGUAAAGCUGUUUAUUACCUUACUGUAAUGGAACAAAAAAAUGCCUUUAAAAAUCUAGUUUGAUCGUGUAACUCAUUGUGAUAAUGAACUGUCUGAUCAUUUGUUUAAUAUUUUUAAAAAGGAAAUAAAAGUCUUUCACAUAAA
Molecule: messenger RNA, 4214 nt
Organism: Sorex fumeus (smoky shrew)
Lineage: Eukaryota; Metazoa; Chordata; Mammalia; Eulipotyphla; Soricidae
Gene: TTPA
Product: alpha tocopherol transfer protein
Exons: 5
Coding region: 31-870 (279 amino acids)
Cellular component (GO): membrane
Molecular function (GO): phosphatidylinositol bisphosphate binding
Source: RefSeq, a predicted model, not a curated record